Messenger RNA from Sclerotinia trifoliorum, 513 nucleotides. The record is from the annotation of a GenBank genome assembly. Lineage: Eukaryota; Fungi; Ascomycota; Leotiomycetes; Helotiales; Sclerotiniaceae.
AAACUCUAGCGCGACAAGCCGACACUCCAUUGCAACUUUGCAACCAAGUCAAGGAAAUGUGACAGCGUUCGAAGACAUUCGUCAGUUGCAAAAGGACAUCCUCGACCUCUCGAUCUAGGCUACGCUUCUGAGUGCCUUACCAAAGCCAUGGAGCCCAAGAACUCAAGGGUUAUGGAUAUGGCCAAGGCCGAAAAUUUUUGUUCUUGUACUUACGCAGCACAAUGGCGUAAAAGAUUUAGAUGACUUUGUUGCCGAUAAGAAAUCAUUUGAUCCUGUGUGUGCUCAAGCUUUAAUUCGAUGGGUAUACAUACCACACCAAGGUACUGAUAGGAAGUUAUAUGAUCACAAUGCCUUAUGUCUUGCUAAACUUGAGCCAGACAACACUUGGUGAAAGCAAUCUGGUGUGAUGUGCCAUAUUAUCAACUCACAUAUCAGCUUUGCAGCCCAUACUUCCAAUAAUGCAGAAACACCAUAUAUAUGGAUAUGCACUAGCACGUUCUUAUUUCAUCUCCU